This is a messenger RNA of Pseudonaja textilis, 6111 nucleotides long. The record is from RefSeq and is a predicted model, not a curated record. NCBI's taxonomy places the organism in Eukaryota, Metazoa, Chordata, Lepidosauria, Squamata, Elapidae.
UUUUCUUCCAUCUUUCUUCCCGCCGCCCCUUUCUUUUGGCAUCGCUGCAUCCCCGGCCAACCCAUUUGUCCACACGGGCAGGUGUUUUCCCUGCGCCCUUGCCGCCCUAGUGGUGGACACCUCCUUUUCCAGGAAUUCUUCAAAGUCGCUGGUCUUCUCUGCAGGACCUUUGCCAGCCCACGCGGAAAUCGCUUUGUGCUGUUACCUUUACGCGCGCUUGAUGACCCGUUAGGGGAGGCGUGAACCUGGUUGUGGUCCCCCCCCCUUCUCUUGCAUUUGGUUCGUCGUCUCGAAAUCAAAGUUACUUUCCGCGCGUCCGGAAUUCUUUAGACAGCUGUUGCUUCCACAUCCGCACCGAGCUGGGGAAACCUUACGAAGAGGGCGUAAAAAAAAUUCCAGGUUCUUGGAUGUCCCAUAUCCUGGCAGAGAUGAGGGAGUCCCAGUUUAAACUGCCCUGAGCAUGAAUGUCUCAGAAUAUUCAAUGAGGCAGUUGCCUGCAGCUUUAAUCAAUGCUCCCUGUAUUUUGGAUGACUGGAAGAACAUGGCGCAAACUCCUUUGGAUGCUUCUGCGCUCCUGAAGACUGGAGUGCUGAACAAUGCCAACAACAAUGCCUCUUCAGGGCCCUGGAGAGGCCUGAGGAGCCCUUCUCUUUCUGCGGCUGCCUCUCAUUCUAAACUAAGCUAUCUAGAGCGGGUUCUCUUGGAGAUUGUGGAAUCCGAACGCAUGUAUGUGCAGGAUUUACGAAGCAUCAUAGAGAAUUACUUGGGGAAGAUCAUAGAUACUCAGGAGCUGUUAUUGCGGCCAGAACAAGUCAGCGCACUCUUUGGGAACAUUGAAGACAUCUACGAGCUGAACAGUGAACUACUGCAAGAACUGGAUAGUUGCCACAAUGACCCCGUUGCUGUGGCGCAGUGUUUUGUACACAGGAGCCAAGACUUCAACAUCUACACUCAAUACUGCAAUAACUAUCCGAACUCUGUGGCAGCUCUGACUGAAUGUAUGAGGAACAAACAACUGGCCAAAUUCUUUCGGGAAAGGCAGGAACAAAUCCGGCACUCCUUGCCCCUUGGCUCCUACCUUCUCAAGCCUGUCCAGCGCAUUCUCAAAUAUCAUCUGCUUCUCCAGGAGAUAGCAAAGCACUUUGACAGAGAAGGAGAUGGCUAUGAAGUGGUGGAAGAGGCAAUUGCCACCAUGACUUGUGUAGCUUGGUACAUCAAUGACAUGAAGCGGAAGCAUGAACAUGCCGUGCGGCUGCAGGAAAUCCAGUCCUUACUUAUCAACUGGAAGGGCCCAGACCUGACAACUUAUGGUGAGCUUGUCCUAGAGGGCACAUUCCGGGUACAUCGUGUCAGGAACGAGAGAACAUUCUUCCUUUUGGACAAGAUCUUGCUGAUAACUAAGAAACGGGGUGAUCACUACAUAUGCAAGAGUCACAUUCCAUGUUCCUCUCUGAUGCUGAUUGAGAGCACACGCGACUCACUUUGCUUCACGGUCACCCACUACAAGCAUAACAAGCAGCAGUAUAACAUUCAGGCCAAAUCAGGAGAUGAGAAGCGGGUCUGGACUCACCACCUCAAGCGCCUGAUCUUAGAAAAUCACCAUGCCAUAAUCCCUCAGAAAGCCAAAGAAGCCAUCUUGGAAAUGGACUCGUUCUAUCCUCCUCACUUCAAAUACAGCCCUGAGCACUUGAAGAAGUCCUUAUCAUGCCAACAGCCUGAAGAUAUCCUUAAACGGAAUCGGUCUGGACGUCGACAAUCAGAACCAUACUGUGGCAAAACCAGUGCUGAGAAGCUCUUAGAUGGACUCCACAACUCCACAGCUGCGGCAGGUCCUAAAAGUCGCAGAAAAUCGGAGCCAACAAAACAGAUCCUCAAGCAACUGAGUGACAAAGUAGGAUUAAAGCAUGCAGAUAGUGAUGGAGCCCUUCUGGAGUUUGGGGAACCCCCACAGAUCCCCAACAGCUUAUCCCAAGAGGAGGAUCAGCAGACCCUUCCCCAGGAAUCUUCUGAAGAGGUGGCUGAAAGUGAUGGCAGUGAGAAGGAGACAGGGCUCGAGGAAGAGAAUGGAGCUGAGGAGAAGGAAGAGGAAGAAGAAGAAGAAGAAGAAGAGGAGGACGAGGAGGAGGAAGAGGAGGAGGAGGACAGGCUGGUAGGAACGGAGCAGGUGUCAGACUUUGCAAGCUCCUUGAUGGCAGUCCUCCAUUGCUGGCACUAUCGGGCCAAUACUUUGCUUUUCUCCUGGGGCAGCACGGGCAAGGGCCACAAGACACAGGAAGGACCCAGACAAGACCACUCUUCCAGCAUUAGAGAGAGGAUUGUGGAGAUUGUGUCACCUGUGCCUAAGGUUCGAUCACCUAUUGAGCUUGACAAGGUAUUAGACAUUUCUUCACAUAGGGAAGAAUGCCUAGAAGAGAGCCCUCAGCAUCCGGAUCUAGAUCAUCAUGGGCUUCUGGAUCAAGGUUCAGAUAACAUGGAGUCUGCUGCAAAUGUAGAAGAACUGAAGCCUUUGAGCAGUGAGGAGGAAGAGGAGGGAGAGGAUGGUCAUGCACCACAGUCCAGCAGCAUCCUCCCCUUUUCUGUGCUAGAUCAGGCCAGUAUCAUUGCAGAGCGCUUUGCCAGCAGCCUCUCCCGUCGCAAUAGCUUGGUCCACGAGGAAGGGAAGGGCUACCUCACCCCGAAGAUGGCCAGCCGGAGCAGCAGCAUUCUGAGUUUGGAAGGGGGCGAAAAGGCUGAGUGUUGCAGCAACGGCUGCACGACUGUGGACUCUCAGAGUUGCAGCAUCCUGCAAGAGCCCUCUGCUGAACCCUACAACGGUGCCUGCAACGGUGCAGUGCGGCCUGGUCUGGUUGAGUCCGACCAUUCUUCUUGUCGACGGAAGGAAUCGAUGUUGUCCCACCAGGACCGGCUGCUGCUGGACAAGAUCAAGAAUUACUAUGAUUAUGCUGAGCAUCAGGAUGCUAACUUCAGUGUCAAGCGGAGGGAGAGCCUCUCCUUCAUUCCCAAAGGGCUGGUGAGAAAUUCUGUUUUUCGGAUAAACAGUCUUCCCCAGCCAGAGCCUGGGCAGGAGGUGCUGAAGAGGAAGAGACCGGCCCUCUUGGACAAUAGUGUAGCAGGCAAGGCAGCAUCCUUGAUGCUUUCAAACAGGCCCGGUGUUGUACUCCCGCUUCCCCAUUUGGAGACGACCAGUGAGGAAAAUCCAGUGCCUAUCACUGAAGCAGAGUUCAGGCCACCUUGUGAGAUGAUUAAACUAUGGGAGGAGAUGGAGCAACCAAAGAGGACGGAAGACUGUAGGGAGCACAAAGCAAAUGGGGGCCUGGGCCAGACUGAGUCUUAUUUGAAAGCCCGGCUAGGAAAUCAGGAGAAUGGCUUUGACUUUCACGAACCACUUCUUAUCCUGGAGGACGAGGAUCUUGGGGACAUAGUAGAGGAGGAGCCCGUGGUGCCCCCUCCUGAGAACAAGGCUCCUGUGGAGCAGACCAUGCCAUCCAGAUUACCCUGGAAAGCAGCUCAAGAGUUAGGGAGCUGUGAUCAAGACCAGAGUUUCCCUCAGGUGCCCCCUCACAUCAUGCAGCUGGCUCAUCUCACGGAGGCUGAGCUGACAGAGAAAGUGAGGAACAAAGUCUACCAGUUGGCCCGCCAAUACAGCCUCCGAAUUAAGAACCAGAAACCACCCAUGCGUAGGCGACUUGCUGAAGUAGAGGAGGAGAUGCAGAGAAACACCUCCACUGGCCAACAGGGAGUGGUUAAGAGAGAAAAAGGCCAAAAGAAGUCUCCCUUGUGUCUCCCCAACUAUGAACAAAUUGUGCUUCAGGAGGCUAGCUCACGGGGCCUUCUUUCCUCUUCCUCAACAUGUCAGAAGUCCCCUAAGCGCUUCUCUUCCAGCAACAGCUCCGUCAGCCUGUCUUCCCCCACCAGCUCCUACACCCUCUCUCACAGUCCCCUCAGCCCCAUCAUGACUGAGAAAUUCGACUGGCCCGACGUACGGGAGCUGAGGUCCAGAUAUUCCUGUCAGGUGGCGAUUGAGAAAUGCAGACCCCCGCUAGUCAACAGAAGUUGUUCGGCACCUGAGAAAAUGGUAGAUGAUGCUAAGAUGCAGGCAGAAUCCCAGGGCUCAAAGGUGAUUGCAAAAACAGACGUAAAAAGUCAGCAAUGGGACAAACAGAGCUGCAGGAGAAAGUCCUCUCUGGAUUCCAUCCCCAAGGGACUUGUUUGUGAUAGGCCAAAGGAAUUUUGUGUCACAGCAAAGGCAUCACUGGAGAACAACCAGCAUGUGAUUGUGAUAGAGAAGUUGCCUGAGGGGACUAAUGAAGCUAAAGCGGAUGAAAGAGAGCCACAGAUUCUCUCCUCUUCAGACCAAGAGAAGCUUUCUCCCAAAGAGCUGGUGGAGUGGUACAAGUCAUAUCAAGACUCAGAAGAACGUCAAAGACAUGAGGGUGAUGUUCAGGAAGCAUGGUGGGAGAAAACCAGCAGCCAAAACAACCUGGUAAAAAACUUGAGAGAGAAAUUUCAGACCCUUAAUUCUACCAGCUGAACGCCCACAUCUCUUGUUCCCGUGCCAUUAAAUUCUCAAAUCUCCACCUCUUCUUGGAUUACUACUCAGAAUUACUACUUGCCUGUUCCACAUCAUGCUUGAAAUUUCUGGGAAGGUGCAACUGCCUCAAACCGAGGUGUUUUUUUUUUAAACGCUCUCUUUAAAGAUCUGUGAACUUGAACAUGGAUCUGAUAUGCCACUGACACUGCACCAGGCAGGAUUAUUGGGCAGAACUCUUAAUACAUUUAGAAAAAUCAGGGAGCUUCCAGUCAAAGCAGAGACAAUACACAUCAAUCAUCAUUUGAAUAUGUACCUCCCUUCAGGGGGUGGUAUAUUUGGAAAUUUUUGCUUUACAAAGCCAGAGCAAGAUGUACAUUACUCAAUCUCCUAGGAAAAUAAGUUAUUGUUCUUUAAGGUUUUUUUAAAGAAAUUUUACUAUGGCUUUGGUUAAUUCCAGGCCUCUCAGCUUAGGAAUACCCAACCUAAUAGAGUUUGUAUUUGAAUCUAUAUGCAUUGUGCAAUAACCACUUUUGACCAGUGAAUACAGCUUUGACCUCUUCAAUGUUUGCGGGUGGGAUAUAAUUGGGGAAGAUUGCAAUAACUGAUUUUUGUACCACAUUUCCUAUGCACAAAAAAUGCUACAAAGUUGAUUGGCAACUCUUGAAAUCAAUGAUCUCUCCAAGAUGAGCAGUACCAAGGACUGACACUGGUGCAUUAAUCCAUUGGGGUUCUAAGCCAUUUCAAGUCACUUCAUUACUUCAUUUUAGCCCAUCUUCUUAGUAUAAUUUGUCUUGCAUUAAAAUACCUUUUGAGCAAAAGAAAUCCUAUGAGAUAAAAAGUUCUCUUCCUAUUCCAACAUGAGGAAAUAAAUGGUAACCACUCCAAGACUGAGAUAUUUUCUUCCUCUUUCCAAGGCAAAUUGACAGUUUGCAUCCUACGGAUCCAUAGCCUCUGUCAUAACACCACCUUUUUCUCUUUGCGAUUGGAGUAUUGUUGUUUGAGAAGCAGUGGUUGUGAAUCUCUUGCAACCUGAUGAUAGAAACAAGAUUGGGUCUUUCUCUCUCUCUCGAAGCACAGAGUUCUCUGCCCUUGCAAAUCUAACCAGUCUUGUAGCCUUUGAAGUUCUCUUCCCAGUAUGAGAAGAAUCUAAAGUGCAGUUAGAUUAUUUUGGCUAAGAGUAAAUGCCGCCUGAGAAGUAGUUGCAUGUGGAAUUGAUGCCAACUGUGAAACACUGUAGCCUGAGUUGAUGAAACCACCAAAGCUUCUGAAGGGGAUAACAUGAUCCUGAGUUGUGUUGGUGGAUCUUGAAUCACCUGUAGAAAACACCCAAUGAACUUUUGCACAGGAAGCAUUUCUUCAUCACAGAAACACUAAGACAUUAACAUGUACCAUAAAACACCACAACUUAGUAAGGUAUGUUAGCAUCCUUUCCUUUGUAUUGAGAUAAUGGAUCAUUUAAGUAUAUUGUUCCCAUCGUGGUUUAGGAAGACAAAUUACAUACUUACACAAACAUCCCCCCCUCCCCCCAAAAAAAUCACAGAGCCAGGAAAAGCUUAUUGGUUCAUUUAUUAGAAAAAAAA